Danio aesculapii is the source of this 2423-nucleotide messenger RNA. RefSeq names its product tyrosine-protein kinase receptor TYRO3. Bases 68 to 2320 code for a protein of 750 amino acids. Gene Ontology annotation, biological process: cell surface receptor protein tyrosine kinase signaling pathway; multicellular organism development; protein phosphorylation. Gene Ontology annotation, molecular function: protein binding; transmembrane receptor protein tyrosine kinase activity; ATP binding. The transcript has 14 exons. The record is from RefSeq and is a predicted model, not a curated record. Lineage: Eukaryota; Metazoa; Chordata; Actinopteri; Cypriniformes; Danionidae. Gene Ontology annotation, cellular component: signaling receptor complex.
UUAAAGCUAGGCUGGCUAUUCGGAAGUACCAGGGAAAAAAAACUGGUAUGUAAAGAAGACGACUAAAAUGGACCUGUUUUCCUGUGCGUUUUAUUUUCUAUUUUGCCUUUCAUGGACUUUCUCCUCAAACAUCAUCUCAACACCAAUCAGAAAAGAAUUAUUUGAUUCAAGCGAAAAGAGUCGAUUUCUGUGGACAGGCUCACCAGCAACAGCUUGGGAGGAAACAGAAAUGCAGCUUGGAAAGUCCCAUGCACACCCAGUCUACCAUGCUUGCAACCGUAGAUUCAAAAACAAAUCCAAAACAUUAUUGACAAAAUGGAUCCCAAAACAAGAUGCCCAUGAGCUUCUGCUGGACCUGAGUUUUGCCCAAGCGGACCAGCAGCCUCUUUACAUCUUUGUUAUUAAAUCUAACCAGUCUCAGAACCUGAAUGGACCACAAAGACCUGUUCUUGCGAUCACAGUCCAGCAUCCAUUCCCUGCAGACGAUGAUCCUCGGGAUGAGGACCUGAGUCAUGCCAAGGGUCUAUAUCUGGGAAAUACCUCUCAGAAUGACUUUUACCUGGUGUUUUCAUACAGCGGAAACUGCAUGUUCAUUGCUUCAAUCCAGGUGUUCUUCCUGAAAUGUCCAGCGUUUGCUUUGAAGCAGAUGGAAUUUGAGGAAACUGCAGCAGGACAGUCGAGGAGAGGAGUGUGUGUGGACGGAGCGGUGGAGAUUUCGACCCCACUGACCGACUGUCAGUCUAAUGGGACGUGGGCUCCACCGCAGGGCUCAUGUGUCUGUGGUGCAGGAUACCAGACCAAUGGAGACACAUGCAAAGAACAAGCUCCUGUCAAUCUGUUCGCCACCCCCCACUCAAUAACUGAUCCCAGACCUGCACUUACUCCUGUCCAUACUGGUGUUGUAGUAGCUGGAGUCCUGCUUCUUCUCAUCAGCACAGCUGUUGUACUCCUCUUUGUACGGCAUCACAAGCUCAGAGGAGGUCAAGGAAUGGAGCUUGUGUCCGGAUCUGCUGUGACUCAAUACCAACGUCAACAAGUAUACACUGCUCAACCUGAGGCACUCGACAGCAAGACUUCUUCUGUUUCACAUGCUAAAGUUUGCAGGGUGAUCGUCCAAAAUCAGAGUGCUGAAUGUAAGCCCUGCUUUCCCACAGCACAGAUAGAGGAAGUGUCUCAGCGUGACUGUGCUUACGAACAUAAGCGCCCUCACACACUUCAGCUGAAAUCUACAAACUCAGAUCAGAUGUUGGAUGGGAUGAAGGAUCGUCUGCUCUGUCUUAGAGAAGUGCUGGUGGAACGGACAAAGUUGAAAAUAAACCGAAAGCUUGGGAAAGGAGAAUUUGGAGCUGUUUAUGAGGGCAUAUUUUCCCCGAAAAUAGGACAAGACAUCAGAGUUGCGGUCAAAACAUCGAAAGAUGUGAUCCCCAGUGAAGAAGAUCUGGAGUCUUUCCUGAAGGAGGCGGAAAUGAUGAAGGAUUUCGAUCAUGUGAAUGUAGUUAAACUGCUUGGUGUUGCACUAGAGUGGGAUCCGGAAUCUUCCAUGGUUGUUCCGCUUGUUAUUCUCCCAUACAUGAAGCACAGAGACUUACACAGUUUCCUCAAAGCGACUAGAUACGAUGAUGUUCCCAUGUUUGUUCCUCAUCAGAGUCUUCUGCGCUUCAUGAUGGACAUUGCUGCGGGAAUGGAGUAUCUGAGCCUUCAGGGUUUCUUACACAGAGAUCUGGCCGCCCGCAACUGCAUGUUGGGUGAUGAUCUACGUGUGUGUGUGGCAGACUUUGGCCUCUCUAAAAUGAUGUAUUCCUGCAACUACUACAGACAUAAGAGUCAGAAUGUUAAACUGCCUGUGAGGUGGAUGGCCAUAGAGAGUAUGUCAGACUUCAUAUUUACCACCAAGAGUGAUGUGUGGUCAUUUGGAGUAACCAUGUGGGAGAUCACAUCAAGAGGGAAGGUUCCUUAUCCAGGUCUCUCUAAUUACGAGCUCCUGGACUACCUGGAAAAAGGACACCGUCUUGGCCAAGGGGACAAUGACAGCAAUCUGUAUGAGGUUAUGUUGAGCUGCUGGCACAGAGAUCCAUUUGAGAGGCCAAGUUUUGGAGAGCUGCACCAGAGUCUCAGCGCUCUUCUGUCUGAGCUUCCACCUCUGGAGGCCAGAAUGGAGAGCCACUACAUCAACCUGGGCCUGGAGGCUGCUAACAACCGGCAGGACAGUGGAAAAAACCAGGUGGAAAAUGAAAGAGACUAUCUGCAUCUGCUUAAAACUGGUGAUGGCUUUGAGGGAGAAGGAAGAAAGGAUGAGGAGGGAGAGGAAAAGUUCAUGUGAUUAAAGAUCAGUUGCACACAGAAAAAAUAUUUAAAACUUAUGUUUUUUCCUAAACUUCCAAUUUGCUGUAUUUCAUAAAGUCAUUUUUAUAAUACACUUUUCU